CAGGGCCGGCCUGCGCGCCAUGGGGGCGCUGCGCGCGCUGGGCAGCUUCGCCGUCGGGGACUACCUGGUGUUCGCGGGCGUGCUGCUCGUCUCCGCGGCCAUCGGCGUCUACUACGCCUUCGCGGGCGGCGGCCAGCAGACCUCCACCGACUUCCUGCUGGGCGGCCGCAGGAUGACCGCCGUGCCCGUGGCGCUGUCCCUCACCGCCAGCUUCAUGUCGGCCGUCACCGUGCUGGGCACCCCCGCCGAGGUCUACCGCUUCGGGGCCAUCUUCAGCCUCUUCGCCAUCACCUACUUCCUGAUGGUGGCGCUCAGCGCCGAGGUCUUCCUUCCCGUGUUCUACAAGCUGGGGAUCACCAGCACCUACGAGUAUUUAGAACUUCGGUUUAACAAAUACAUCCGUCUCUGUGGAACAGUCCUCUUCAUUAUUCAGACAAUUCUGUAUACUGGAAUUGUUAUCUAUGCCCCUGCGCUGGCUUUGAAUCAAGUCACCGGAUUUGAUCGCUGGGGGGCGGUGGUGGCGACCGGCGUGGUCUGCACGUUCUACUGCACGCUGGGUGGCCUCAAAGCGGUUGUCUGGACAGAUGUUUUUCAAGUUGGCAUCAUGGUGGCUGGAUUUGCAUCUGUGAUUAUACAGGCUGUGAUAACUCAAGGUGGCAUCGAGACGAUUUUAAAUGAUGCCUACGAAGGGGGAAGAUUAAACUUCUGGAAUUUUAACCCUAACCCUCUGCAAAGACACACAUUCUGGACGAUUAUUAUAGGAGGGACCUUCACAUGGACCAGCAUCUACGGAGUCAACCAGUCGCAAGUGCAGAGAUACAGUUCCUGUAAAAGUAGAUUCCAGGCAAAACUGUCUCUCUACAUCAAUCUUCUGGGACUCUGGGCAAUCCUUACCUGCUCGGUAUUUUGUGGGCUUGCCCUGUACUCCAGGUACCAUGACUGUGACCCUUGGACAGCCAAGAAGGUGUCUGCAGAAGACCAGCUCAUGCCUUAUCUGGUACUGGAUAUUUUGCAAGAUUAUCCCGGAGUUCCUGGGCUUUUUGUGGCCUGUGCUUACAGUGGAACCUUAAGCACAGUGUCCUCCAGUAUUAACGCAUUAGCAGCCGUGACGGUGGAAGAUCUCAUCAAACCUCGCUUCAGGUCACUCUCGGAGAAGUCUCUCUCUUGGAUUUCCCAGGGAAUGAGUGUGCUGUACGGCGUCCUGUGUAUCGGAAUGGCCGCUCUGGCCUCGCUAAUGGGAGCCUUGUUACAGGCGGCGCUCAGCAUAUUUGGGAUGGUCGGAGGACCCCUCUUGGGCUUAUUCUCUUUGGGCAUUUUGGUGCCCUUUGCCAACUCGGUUGGAGCAUUUUUUGGUUUGUUGACUGGAUUUGUCAUGUCCUUAUGGAUUGGAAUUGGAGCUCAACUCUAUCCCCCACUUCCUGAGAGAACUAUGCCUCUGCACCUCGCCACAUACGGCUGCAACAGCACAUACAAUGCGACCGAUGUGAUGACUACCACAGAGAUGCCGUUUUCUACGGGCGCCUUUCAAAUCCACAAUGUGGAAAGGACCCCACUGAUGAAUAACUGGUACUCUCUGUCCUAUCUGUACUUCAGCACUAUUGGGACUUUGACAACAUUGUUUGUAGGGAUGUUUCUCAGUUUAUUAACAGGAGGAAGAAAACAGAACUUAGACCCCAGAUUCUUACUAACCAAAGAGGACUUUGUAUCUAAUUUUGAUAUUUUUAAGAAAAAGGACCAUGUUUUAAGCUACAAAUCUCAUCUGGUGGGAGAUGGCGGAACUGAUAACCCUGCCUUCAACCACGUGGAAUUGAACUUCACAGAUCAAAGUGGCAAGGUCAAUGGAACGCGGCUGUGAAGCAGUUCUACAGGAGAAGAUUUUAAAUCAUGUCUCCGUUUUAUAUGUUUUGUUGGGUAAUGGGAUCAGAAUCAGAUUUUUUUCCUGUCUAACGUGCGUGUUUUGGGGGCCACGUUUUUGUUAAGGUCAGGUCCUGACGUUCUCCCCCUUCUACAGUGAUUACGGUACUCUGGAGUUAAGAGUUUGAACAUCAGCAUUUCCCUCUCUAUUCUGGGGAAGUGGGGGCUGGGGAUUUAGCUCAGUGGCACAGCGCCUGCUGCCUGGCAAGUGCGAGGUAGUGAGUUCGAUUCCCGAGAAAACAAGCAAACAAACAAACAAAAUAUUCCAGGGAAGUGCAGUUCUGACUACAUAUAUACUGUAGGGCUACACAUACAUAUACAUGUGGUACUUGAUGGUCAAAGGCAUGUUCUUAAAUUCGGGCAUUAUUGAAAAUAUUUUCCAUGCCGUUGGUGCUAGCGUAAAACUUUCGGCAUUUGCCAAAAUCGUAAUCAAUGUUGCAAAGAGCUUUCUCUCUCCUACCACAUACUCUGUUCUUAGGGAGAAAUGAACUGACAGGUCUGUGUUGUGGGGGGCUUAUUGGAACUGAUUCUGGCUCAGGAAGGUGGGAAUCAGGAAAGGGAGACCCAGACGACCAGGGCCUCUUGGAUUAUUCCUUGUGCCUUUGGCUUGUUUUCUGAGGUGCCCGGCCUUUGGCUGCUUGUAUUACCUAAGACUGUAGUUCCUCUCAACAUUCCUAGUUUCUGAACUACAAAUUUGUCUUCCUAGUUUCCCAUUUACCUUGUUGCCUCGGGCUUGGAUAUGUCCUGAUACACCCAAUAUGAAUCACGCCACACAGACCUUGGUUCAAAAGUCCCAGCCUGUAAAUGAUAAACUCUCAUGAGUCUGGUACUGAUUGAGGUAUACUGAUGUGGGUUCUUACAGAUUUGGUGACCCAAGAAGAUUGUAUUUUUAAAAAUGGUUAAGUUCAGGGUUAGGGGUGUAGCUCAGUGGCAGAGCACUUGCCUAGCACGUGCAAGGCCCCGGAUUCCAUCCCCAGCACUGAAAAAAAAGUUAAGUUUCAUGAGCUUAGCUGGUUUUACUUAAUGCUAUUGAGUUAAACAUUGGAAUGUCAACUAAUUUGCAGUCAUUUAAAUUGAUUGAUGGUACCUAUGUUUAAAAAUGUUGAAAUUUUAGUAUAUUCAUGUAGUUAAGAGUCUAAAUUAAAUACCAGGUAGCACAAUAUAUUUUAAUGUACAAGACUUACUAAAUAUCUGCUUUGUUUGAAGUUUUAAAAUUUCACAUAGCAGUCUCAAAGUUGCUUGGUUGUUUAUAUUGCUAUGUUCUUAGCUAAGAAUUUAGUAUAAGAUUUCCUCAAUAACUUAUUUUUCUACAAUAACCACAUUCAUGUUUAAAAGUUUUAAAUUUUUUUAAAAGGAUGAAAGAAAUAUUUAGAAAUAUAAAACAUAUGUCUGUGUUAUAAUUCAGUAAAUUUGUGCAUAUUUUCUGAUCUACUUUCUUUGGGAAACCAUGCUCUGUACAUAUGGAGGUUGCUGACAUUAAGAAAUAAAUAAAAUAGGAAGUAGCAUAUCGCUAGAGUACGAGAUUUACAAGGCAUUUAUAUUCACUAUUUAUUAAUAUAUUUCUUAUGUAUAUAAAUGCUGUUUUUAAUCCUAUACUUGUAAGCAAACAUCACAUUUUACACAUCUUUCCACGAUGUUUUAAUGAGCUAUAAUCUUGUUUGUUGUAUGCUACUGUGAUUUGAACAGCAGUUAUUUAAGAAUUCUAAAUGCAUAUGUUUGUAGAGUGAUUCAAUUUUGGAGAACAAAAUCAGGGUCUUUAAAUAACUUUUUCUCUUAGCUGACUGCUUAGAAGUUAGGCAAUGAGGUUUUUUUUUGGUACUGGAAAUCGAACUCAGGACCUCAUGCUUGCCAGGCAGGUACUGUGCCACCGAGCUAUACCUCCAGCCCUGGGCAAUGUGUUUUAAGUGAGAAACAUAAUACUUUCAUUCUUGUCCAUAUUCUUUAAUGCAAAGUAUAUCUUUGUGACUAAUGAGACUCUUAGUGUUUCACCUUUACAGACACAUAACAGUGCCAGAUAGAUUUCUUCACAAAGCAAUGUUGCUAAUUAAAAAUAAUUGAUAUUAAUUUCUAAAUUCUGGUGGUAAAACAUUAAAAUAUUAUAGUGGAAAGUACGUAGUCUGCUUCUCUUCAUUUUGAAUCACAAUAACUCAAUAGCAGAAAAAGUCACGCAAAUUGUCGAUUUUUUUUUUUUUUUUGCCACUGAUGAGUUCGGUACCCUUGAAUUGACCCUUAAGUUUAUCUAAUUAUGAUAUACAGCUUUAGCCCUUGCCUAUCUGACAAAAAUAAUGUGAGUAUAAAAGAUCCGAUUGGUCUCUAUGGCAGAAUACCACUGUAUUAACUCAACUAGCAUUACUAACAUUUCAAUAAGAUUAAGAUCAAAAUCUGAGACAAAAGCCCCUUUCCAGUUUUUUGAAAGAUGAGCUGCUUAUAAGUUGUAAUAUGAUAUGGAGAUAGUGCCGCCUCUAAAACUACGUGCCAUAGGAAUAUUAAAAUAUAUUUAGGAAUCAGCAGGAUCAUUCCAACUGAGUAAAUGUUGACUUUAAAAAAAGAUGUAGCUCAAUCUUAUUCACAGAGGAAUGAAAAUUUUAUAGGUAAGAUCUGAAAGAGUAUACAUCCAUGUUCAUCUAUGUAGUUGCUUACACAGUCAUUUUCUCUAUAGACCAACAGCUUCCAAAAAGGCCUGUUAUACUCCUUAGGGGACAUUUUUGGUGGUCCAGUGGGGUAUCUGGCACUGGCCUCUGGUGAGUAGAAUUUAGGGAAACUGCAGGCAGCUAAGUAUCUUAUGAGAUAGGUCAGCUAACCUCUCUACCCCAAAAAUGACCCAACCCAGAUAUCCAUGGUGUGCAGUCUGAGAAACCUUGCCCUGGGGGUGAACGGUCAACUUGCUGAAGUCACACAACCUGCUAGUUUUCCUUCAGGAACGUGGCCUGACACUGUCACAAUGGCCUGAACAUUGUCAUCUAAGGGUAGCAAUGAAAAUACCAGGUUCAUGUAGAAUGUCAGGGGGCAGAAUAAUGACCACAUAGUUUUAUAACAUUUAGAAAAUACUAAGGGCUGUAGAACUGUGAAUACUAUGUAAACCAGUCUUUGAACAGCUUAGCUUCUCUAUUAGAGGUGAUUUCUAAGAGUAAAAUACAUUAGGAUGAAGGAAAUAUUAAGGGCACAAAUGUGAAGAUUUUAUAAUUUCAUUUUAUCUAUCAAAACCAAGGGAAGAAUAGGGUUUUUUUAAAACAAUAGAAUGUCCCAUGACAUAGUCACCUGGGACAGAGCUGAGAUUGAGAUGGAGCAAGGAACUCUCUGGAUUGAUUCUUACAGAAAUUUCUGAGGUUCUUUCCUAUGAAGACUGUUGGUAAAGAGUCACCUGAGGGGUUUGGAGUGUAGCUCAAGGGUAGAGCACUUGCCUAGAAUGCCCAAGGCCCUGGGUUCAGUCUUUCACAUGUCCAAAACAGACAGAUGGACAGACAGACAGACAGUCAGACAGGCACAGACAGACCAAAGUCAAGUGGAUGUAUGACCAUUUAGUUACUUAACAUUCAUUGUAUGCUUUUAGAUUUAAGCACUAUGCUCCUUGUUCAUGAAAAGCUUGAAAGAGUUGAACAUUAGUAAAACAUGAUUAGAAACCUGAUUUUUUCAGGUUGCUGAUCGAACUACAAAAAAACCUUGCAAUCAUCUGUUCUCUUGCAGACUUUCAAAUUCUGUCUUUGUCCCAUGCUUUUGACAGUUAGGCUGUAAUAUGCCUGGGGGAGAGGAUCUUUUCUGGUCAUGUCUAUUUGGGGAUCUGUAGGCCUUUUGUACCUGGAUAUCCGUAUCUUUCCCAAAAGUGGGAAAAUUCCUGCUGUUAUUUCAUUGAAUAGUUUUGUAGUCCCAUAACCUUUAUUUCUUCCCUUUACAUUACCUCAGUGAUGCAGCCAUUUGAUCUGUUAAUAUUACCCUUCAGAUCUUGUAUGCGCUAUUCAUUUUUUCCCCUUUGUUUUUCCUUAUUUCUAUCUGAAUGUGAUACUGUGAAAGACCAGUCUUUAAACUCUGACAUUCUUUCUUCCACUUGAUCUACUUUGGUGCUGAGAUUUUCAUUUGGAAUCUGUUACUAGAGAGUUAUGAUGGUUCAUAUUUCUUGCAUUACUAUUUGAGACUGGCACAUCUAGUGGGAUGGGUAUCUCUACUACUUUUAUGGAUUGACUUUUUUGGUAAGUGGCUUCCCUCUGGAGAUGUGUCUUGAGAUAUGGAAUGUCUAUUCCAGCUGGGUAUCAUAGUAUAAUCUUGUAGUUUCUUUGACUGUGAUUAGGGAGUUUGGGCCAUUGUGAGCCAUACUGGCUUGGAAAGAUCACUGUUUCUGUGAGUUGGACAGAGAGGGGCAGCCUAGCAGCUCUGGCAGGUGUUGUACAGAGAGCAGGUGUGUGAGGUGCACCUUGUGUGGUUACAGUGGGAGUGGUGGCCCCUAUUGGGCGAUGAGCAUUUCUUUAGAAACUGUGUGUGUUUCCUCUGUCACUUGAAUGGGACUCUGACAUUGAGCUGUCUAGUGGUGGUGAGGGGCUUGAAGCUCUUGUGCACAUUAGCACAGAUCCAGGUAUUUGGGGAGAAGGAGCGGUAGGAAUCAUAGCUCAACCCCUCUGACACUCAUGCCCACUUCUGACAGUAGUGUGUGAUCAGGCAAGAUGUGGAGGUGACCGGCACAGGGGACCAGUGUAAACGCAGUGGAGAUAAAGUUCACUUACUCUUCUGUGCUUCUCUGUGGCCAUCCCCAGGAGCCCUCUCGCUGUGCAUGUCUAGGACCAGGGUGGUGGCUGGGCGUUCCCCUUAUCUUUUAGUUAUAGUUCCCACAAGGGGUGGAGCAGAGUGGAUCGUGCCUGGAGCAGGUAAAAUUCUCAGCUGAGGUUUUCACACAUGUGCGUGAGCGGGGAAUGUACUCCUUCUCGGGGCUUUGUGUCAGAGUCACUCUGCCAGGCCAGCUCUGGCUCAUGGGGCAGCUGCCUCCUGAGCUGGUGCCGUGGCUGCCUGGGGGGUGCUGGAGAUGGGAAUAUACGGGGCUUCUAGCCCAAUUCGGACAAAGCUCCCUUCUCAAGAUGGUGCCCCGUGGGUUCAGUGGAAGAUGGAGUGAAUUCCUUUUCCAGAGCAGACUGCUGUGCAGAUUUCUGGCCUAUCUACUUAGGGUGCAGACCUGCAAGGACCACAGAAUUUCCCGUAGUUAAGAUGACCAGUGUCUGUGCCGGUAGAGUCUACAGGGACUCUCUUUGCCUUUUCCGCUGUGGAGGGCAGACUCGCAUCUCCUGGCUGAGGAGCUGGUGUGGCAGAUGCUGGGAAAUGUAUCUCUUGCUACACUGUGGUCUCAAUUCUGCGAAUGCACAAGGUUUCUGUUUCUCUGUGAUCAAAUUCCAGUGUUUUCCCAUGGCCACUCAACCCGCAGCUCUCCCUGCUGCUUUGUUUCUUCUCUAGGUGCUUCCACUUGGCCACCUUGUCGAUCCCAUGCACACCCCAGGCUCUCACCGCUUCUGUUCAAACCUGAUGGUGAACAUCUUCACUGUAAUUCUCCAGGGUUUCAUACAUCUGAUCUCCUCAGCGCGGAAAGGUACUUUGCGAUGUGCGUAGCGGUCCACUUUGGUGUCCCCACGGGGAGAGGAGCCUCUUCUGCAGCCACAUCUUGCUCCACUGUCCCAUUUGACAAGUGGCCCCAGCUCUUGAGGGUCCCAUUACCUUCCAGUAGUGCCGGACUGAGGAGCGAACCUUUAUCCCAGGGGCCUUUGGGGGAUGUUCAGGUCCGAGCAAAAGCAGUUGCUCUUAUUAUUGAGCAUGGUGUUGUUUACUUCAUGUUGUCCUCCAGCAAAAUAUCAGCUCCAGGGGGCAGGAGUUUUGCUGGUUCUGUUUAGUGGUUUCUUCAGUAGCUGGAAGAGCACGGGCCAUACAAGGCACUCACUGUGAGUCAGAGUGGAUGCUUUUGGCCAUGUGGUGAUAAAAAGAACUUGCUUCUGCAGGGGUACAUGGGGUGUUCACAUCAACCCCGACCAGAUGUUUCCAAUUCUGAGACUCAGCAUUAGGGAAACUUCAUUACCUGUUGUGGUUAGCCGGGUCAUGCAACCACCUUUAACUGAUGAUGUCAGUAACAUCACAAUAAAGAAAAACUCCAUUCUCUACCAUCGCAGAGGUUGUAGUCUAAUAAAGCAGGUAGACCAAAAAGAAAAACACCAAGUAAUUACAGUAAAGUGUGCUGAGCAUUGCACCUGGAGCGGUGUAGCACAGGGGCCUUGUGAGGCAUUGUGGAGCGGAGUUCUAGGAACAUACAAGGAACUCAACCCGUUCCUGGAACUCCUUCUUGACUCCUUCCUGACCAAGAGAGGUAGAAGCCGAGAUCUGGAAGCUGAAGAGCCAAGCAAAGGAGAGGAGGGGAGAGCCCGCAAGGCCAAGGGAACCAGCACAUUCAGAAGGCUAGAGGGCAGAGAGAUCCUGGUGCCUGGGAUGGGUUUGGAUAGAAGGCAGCGAUCUAAGAGAUGAAUAGUACCAUGGGUAGUGACAAAACUGGUGGGUCAUCUUAAAGAUUUUAAGGUUUUAGCCGUGAAGAAUUUGAAGUAGAUAAACCCGACUAGGAAAGCUGCACCAAAGUGCUUUGUGCUGUGACAUAAUCAGCUGAUUAUGUCCACAGGGGCAGGAGUUUUGCUGGUUCUAUUUAGUGGUUUAAGGGAUGGUAACUGUUUAGUGUUUUAGGGGAUGGUCACUAACAUCGCAGGAGCUGCUGCUCACCUCCCUUUCUGCCAGAGUGAUCAUCUCUAACUGAUGGCUUGAGUUGUGGAGUAGGUGAGAGUAAUUCAGACUCUGAUAAGAUAGUGAUUAGCCUGGUGGUCUGCAGAAUCAACCCAGAAUAUCCCAUCAACACAACAGACUACCCCAACGGAAUCAACUGGGUCCUUGCUAGAAUUGGAAGCUCUCAGACGUACUUUAAACCCGCGGAAUCAGCAACAUUGGCGGCGAGAAUCAGGUGAUUCCCAUACAUGCUAGAGUUUGGAAACUGCGGGAGUAGAUGCUAAUGAUCAUUGGUAGGAAAAACAAACUGGAUGUAUAAUUAGAAACACACUGGCUAUAAAUGACUCCUUAAAAGGGGAGUAUCGCCUCUACUUUGUUAGCAAUGUUUCUUCUGCAUAUUGGAUUUUGGCCCACUCAAAGGAACAUAGCCUCUUUUAAAUAGUGAAGUCUGAACUAGUGGAAACUAAAGAUUACUUCCUUAAAGGUUAAUGUGUGUGCACAUAGGGUAUAGUGGUACAUAGAAUCCCAUGGAUAACAGCUUCAAUAUGUGUACCCCCAGCUGGCCAUUGAACAGAAUCUAAAUUGCAUUCUACUCAGGUAAUAAAACAACCAAUGGAAUAAAAUAUUGUUAGGCCAGCCUUCCUUAUUUUACUGUUGAAAAUAUUACAAAAUGAGUGAAUCCUGACUAUUAAUGAGUGACCUGGAGAAAUUACCCCCUGGUUGGGAAUACAGUCUGGCUUGGGGCUAGAGCAGGUUUAACUCCUUUACUAAAGUAGAGGAUUAUGUGAAAUUCAGGUCUUAGGCAUUUUUCACAUUGAAAUUUGUAUUUUUGGGAAAAUGAGUUCAAACGGAUGCCAUGCCACACACAAAAGUGCAUCUCUCAUUUAGGUUUACUUAAGAAGCGCCGAGAACUCAAGUGUAGGCUUCACACUGUGACAGGCAAGGGGGACAGUGAAGGUGGGUUUCUUGGCCAUUGUCACUUCCACGUCAUCUGGGGCUGUGGGGUCAGAUGUGGGGGAUGGCGGAGCGCAGGGAAAAGUGCCUGCGUGAGGAGAGCCCUUAGUGAGAGGGGAGCCCAGGGCCAGGACUCGGGAAUUGUAGUUUUACAGGGUGACACUGAGUCACCGAAGCACGAUGUGUCACUUUCCUUUGCUUAAGUACACAUCAAGAUUUCCAUUCAGAAUAACUGGCUGACAUAAAGUAUUCCCGCUUCCCAUGCUUAACCCUUCUUGACAACUAUUUGGAUAACUUUAUGUCCAGAAUCAGUCCUUUCCUGACAGCUCCGGUUUUAGCAAAGAUUAGAGCGUGAAGUAGCAUAUUUUUAAUACUUUACUCUUAUUAAGACUCAUACGAUCUGAUUACUGAAUCCUGAAAUUAUGGCCUACUCAUUUAUGCCUUAUUUUUAAAAUGUUCAAACUAUCAAGAUGGAGGGAAAGAGUGAAUCAGAAGCGUACGCUAAUAUUUUUCUGGCUAUGUUGGUUGUUUUUUGCAUGCCUUCAUCCAAUAAAGAUGCUUUUAAAAUCUA
Chinchilla lanigera (long-tailed chinchilla) is the source of this 10168-nucleotide messenger RNA. RefSeq names its product solute carrier family 5 (sodium/monocarboxylate cotransporter), member 8 (gene Slc5a8). Bases 20 to 1855 code for a protein of 611 amino acids. Lineage: Eukaryota; Metazoa; Chordata; Mammalia; Rodentia; Chinchillidae. The record is from RefSeq and is a predicted model, not a curated record. Gene Ontology annotation, cellular component: membrane. The transcript is spliced from 15 exons. Gene Ontology annotation, biological process: sodium ion transport; propanoate transmembrane transport. Gene Ontology annotation, molecular function: organic acid:sodium symporter activity.